GGGAGGCGCCACGGCCUCGCAGACGCAGGCGCCGGCAGCCGGAGAGAAAGUUCCCGGGGAGAGCUCGCCCCCGGGAGGGCUGACGUCGAGGCCCUUGGAGCCGCGAGGGUCGCAGGUCCCGUGGGGGCCAGCCUGCCUUCUCCCCGCGCGCGCCGGGCCGCCCGGGCUUGGGUCGCCGGGAAGCAGGGGAGCGGUGCUGUUGGGCGGCCGCCGCCAAACUUGGAGGGGGAGAAUGCAGCGAGUGGGAGCGGUGGCUCGGGGCGUGGGGGCGCACUGAGUGCUCCCCGCGGGCGCCCCCGGAAACUGCUGCCAGGGCUGCGGACGGACGAGCGCGCAGAGGCUGAGCGGGCAGGUAGCGGCUCCGGCGCCGGGACUGCGCCAGCCCUCCGAGCCAGGGCCGCCAGCGCCGCCAGCGCCACCGUGCCGGCGUUGCCUCCUCACCCCGGAGCCAUGGUGCGCGGAGCGCGCGCAUCGCGCGCGGGACUCUGAGCUCCGGCUGUGCCGUACGCCCCCACGUCCCUUCCCCGGGCCUUUCCCUGCCGACCUUGCCCGCGGGCCAUGAAGCUUUGGCCGGGAGCCUCUCGCCUCUGAGCGUCGCGUCGCCCGCUCCAGUCCCAGCGCCCCUCCGCCGCAGCUAGCACUCCGGCCGCCGAAGCUCCCCAUCCUCUCCCAGGGACAGCGCCCAGGCGCUCCAGGAUGGCCCUCCGCGGGGCGCUCCGGCCGCGCAAAGUUCGCAGGAGGCGAGAGAUGCUGCCGCAGCAAGUUGGCUUCGUGUGCGCGGUGCUGGCCCUGGUGUGCUGUGCGUCCGGCCUCCUUGGCAGCUUGGGGCAUAAAACAGCUUCUGCUAGCCAACGGGUUCUACCAGACACAUGGAGAAGUAGAAAGCUGAUGGCACCUGUGAAUGGGACUCAGACAGCAAAGAAUUGCACAGAUCCUGCAAUUCACGAGUUCCCCACAGACCUAUUCUCCAACAAGGAGCGACAACACGGAGCCGUCCUGCUGCAUAUCCUCGGUGCUCUGUACAUGUUCUAUGCCUUGGCCAUAGUCUGUGAUGACUUUUUUGUUCCGUCUCUGGAGAAGAUCUGCGAGAAGCUCCAUCUGAGUGAAGAUGUGGCGGGAGCCACUUUCAUGGCCGCAGGAAGCUCGACGCCUGAGCUGUUUGCCUCUGUUAUUGGCGUGUUCAUCACCCAUGGAGACGUUGGCGUUGGGACCAUCGUGGGCUCUGCGGUGUUCAACAUCCUGUGUAUAAUCGGCGUUUGUGGAUUAUUCGCGGGGCAGGUGGUCCGUCUGACGUGGUGGGCUGUGUGCCGAGACUCCGUGUACUACACUCUCUCUGUCAUCGUGCUCAUUGCUUUCAUAUACGAUGAAGAAAUUGUGUGGUGGGAAGGCCUGGUUCUCAUCAUCUUGUACGCGUUUUACAUUCUGAUCAUGAAGUACAAUGUGAAGAUGCAGGCCUUUUUCACCAUCAAACAAAAGACCAUUGCCAAUGGCAAUACUGUCAACAGCGAGCUGGAGGAUGGUAAUGAUUAUUGCGAUAGUAGCUCUGACGAUCCCUCCAUGCCGUUGCUGGGGCGAGUGAAGGAGGAGCCUCAGUACAGCAAAAACCCAGUGGUGAUGGUGGACGAGGUCAUGAGCUCCAGUCCUCCCAAGUUCAGCUUCCCGGAGGCAGGCUUACGCAUCAUGAUCACCAACAAGUUUGGGCCCAGGACCCGACUGCGGAUGGCCAGCAGGAUCAUAAUUAAUGAGCGGCAGAGACUGAUCAACUCAGCAAACGGUGCCAAUAGCAAGCCACUUCAGAAUGGGAGACACGAAAACAUUGAAAAUGGGAAUGUUCCCGUGGAAAACCCCAGCGACCCGCCGCGGGAACAGGAGCCGCAGCCCCCACCGCCACCGCCUCCUCCAGAGCCGGAGCCAAUUGAGUCUGCCUUCCUGUCCCCCUUCUCCAUGCCCGAGGCAAGAGGGGACAAGGCCAAGUGGGUAUUUACCUGGCCACUCAUCUUCCUCCUGUGCGUCACCAUCCCCAACUGCAGCAAGCCCCGCUGGGAGAAGUACUUCAUGGUCACCUUCAUCACGGCCACAUUGUGGAUCGCUGUCUUCUCCUACCUGAUGGUGUGGUUGGUGACUAUUAUUGGAUACACACUUGGGAUCCCGGAUGUCAUCAUGGGCAUUACUUUCCUGGCAGCGGGCACGAGUGUUCCAGACUGCAUGGCCAGCUUAAUUGUGGCAAGACAAGGCCUUGGUGACAUGGCAGUCUCAAACACCAUAGGAAGCAACGUGUUUGACAUCCUAGUGGGACUCGGCAUACCGUGGGGCCUGCAGACCAUGGUCAUUAACUAUGGGUCCACGGUGAAGAUCAACAGCCGGGGUCUGGUCUAUUCCGUGGUGCUGUUGCUGGGCUCUGUGGCUCUCACAGUCCUCGGCAUCCACCUCAACAAGUGGAGACUGGACCGGAAGCUGGGCAUCUGCGUGCUGGCCCUCUAUGCCGUCUUCUUGUGCUUCUCCAUAAUGAUAGAAUUCAACGUCUUCACCUUUGUCAACUUGCCCAUGUGCCGAGAAGAUGAUUAAAGGCACUGCCCCUCCAAUCCCCUGCCCCGGGAGCUGUUCUGGACUCUGGCACCGGUGUCCCUGCUCUCUCCCUGUCCCCUACCGCGAACCUCUCCUGCCUCGGUGGUCGCUGUCUGUUCUGCCACAUGCUGGAAGGAAGAGCCGUCGUGGUCUUUGUCCAGGCACGAGCAAGGCCACUGGGUGUCCUUCUCCUCCUCCUCGGAGUUCUGCCCUCUGCAAAUGAGGCAAGAUCCAGGGGGCACCGUCCGGGCCACCUGACAGACCCCUGAGCGGGCAGCCACAGGGAUGUGGCGUGUGCCUCGCCUCUCUCAGACACUUUAGUGAGGACUUCUGUGUGCAAUGUGUCUUCCUGUCGCCAGGUGGCCUCGGAAGUGAGGCGGCCGGGAGAACGUGAGGUCCCUGGGGGCCAGUGCAAAACAGAAAUGUCACUCUCCAGUGUCACCUCUGGGCCAGAGGGAGUGAGUCCCUCCGGCCUCAUAUGCUCCUCAGGCCCUCUGACCUCAGCUGGAAACACUCACAGUUUGGAGGGGUCAGGGCCUUACCCUGCUGAGGGUUUUGGGGGGCCCCCUAAGGACAAACAUUCUGCCCCUUUCUCUGGAAAACUCGGAAGCAUGGAAAGAGCGUCUCACAGCCAGAAGGAGGAAACACGCGUGAAUUUUUCUUAUCACUUGUAUUGAGGCGUUCAGAGACUGAGCAACGAAAUAUUAAAAAUAAAAUGUCCUAUAGAUCAUCAUACUUGAAAAAAAAAUCGCAUUCCAUACAAAAAGGUCAUGCUUGGGACCAAAAAGGUAACCAUUCAUGGAAAAAACGAACCCUAUGUAUAUCGUGUUGCACUGACACUGAGACGUUUGGUUUGGAAUGUAGAAAAGCGUGAAAGACUAACAUCGAUCUGGGUGCUAAUUCAGAGACACAGCAGAGAUGCUUGCCUGGACCCAUACAUUCCAGACCUUCCGUGUGAUGCGGCGCGACGUCCGUGUGGGGUUUUCGUUCCUUUGUUAAAUGCUCUCCUCUCAUAAGCUACCCUGUUGCAAGAGUCGAUUGUCUCUGUGCCCAGCAAAUUUCAUAGCCUGCUGAGCUGGAACGAGCAUGCCACACGUAAUAGGUAAGAGCAAGAAGAGAGAUUGCCUAAAAAACAAAGAAUCGCCCUCAGUUCCCGGAGGCAAGUAUGAAAACCAUAACUUGGCAUUUUUUAGGGCUGGGUUUCUUGAGUUGGCUGCCUGUGAAGGGCCAAGGAUGGGAGGCGGAGUCACGAAGAGAUAGAAAAAAUAUUAAACAGUUCUCACCUGCUUCGUAGCUCUCAGAUCUAUAUUAAAAAGAUUUAUGAACACAAACCAUUCGUGGUUUCUGAAAAGAAAGCACAAUUCAUUUUAUAUAGAGGGUUUUUUUCUUAUUUUUUUAAUAUUUCUAUUGCAAAAGUCUAUCGGAGUUGAUGCACUUUUAAUAAGGGGGUAUUUUGCACAAUGUUUGGGAACUGCCCCGGACAGGGUGAGGAAAGAAGGUUUUUAGCGAUUCACCAAGGAUCAGUCGUGAGUGAUGAGCUGAAGAUGCAAUAGGUAAUUCCUUCCCGAAACCCAAAGGUUGUGACCUGAGGUGGAAUUUGUUGCUGUGCCUGCUAAGGCCUCCUGAAUUUCAGAAGGAGGAAGUGCUCACGUCUGUGUCCUUUCAGUGAGCACAGCCUAAGACGGGAGGGAACUCGGUCACCAGGCUUCUGUUCUGGAUUCUAUCAGUGUUAGUAGCUACACCGUACUAAAGCUCCUCUAUUGUGUCUCUACCUAGAUCGGGCUCAGUGGUCUUCAAGUUGAGGCUGAAGGUGAUUUUCCUAAGAAAUUAGCUCAGUGGGAGGCCAGGGAGUCAGUGGGAUCAUUGGUAUAAACUUGACAUGGCCAGAACUGCCCUUUGAUGUAAGGAGGGAUGAUUCUCCCCGCUUGGGAGAGGUCACAUGACUCUAGGUCAAUUCUCAGUAAGUAGCAGACCAGGAGCCAAGCUCCCAGGCAUCACCCCUCCCUGGGCAGCCAGUGGGUUGGCCAUCCUUGGUGGGGGGCAGGUAGAGACAUAGCCUUGCCCUUGUGCUCAGUUCUCAUUGUUUAAGUUAAAACUUCAGCAAAUAUUUAAUUGACUCCUGGUGGCCCAGCAUAGAUCCUAAUAGCUGUCCCUCUCCAGUGUCCCUGUUUUUUUUCCUGAUAAAGACGAAAAGAUAUUUUUAACUACAAGGCACAGGCCACGUGGACCCUGAUGAUGUCUGUGCUGGUGUUCACGUCUCUGAAUCCUUGUGUGGCUUUCAGAAAAGCAUCCUAAUUACCUGCCUCUUCCUUCAGUAGGGUCCCUUUGAGAUGACACAGUAUCCUACAGUUGCAGUUUGAGAGUUCAAAAAAAAUAGUGUUUCUAGGACCUAGAGCACUCCUGCUGGCGAAAUUCUCUUUUGACUCUAAUGUGCCAAUGUAACUUCCUUAAAGGAUCUAUGUAUUUAUUGUAUCUAGGAAACUAUAUGUAGACUGUAGGUGAAUAAUUCCCUUUUUUAACUAAAUAUUUUUCCAUCACAAGUUUAAAGAAUUGCUUAAUUAAUUAGGCCUUCAUUUUCAAAUAAUAUUUUUAUCACUAUGCAGGAUUACAUCCUUUAUUUUAUUCCCGAAGCUAAUUAGCAUGAGGUAAUGACUCUGCUUCAAAAAAAAAAAAAGGCAAUAAAAAAAAAAAUAAAUUUAGCUCUUCUCCUUGGGAGCAGAAAAAAAAAAAAUGAACCAUGGUACUGAGAUGGAAAAUGCAUGUAGAAUCAAUAGCAGGUGGUUCCUGCCCUUUUCUAGUCUGAAAUUUGCCCUUACCAGCUCAAGCAGGGACAGGAUUGUUAGGUGUGCAGUGUCUAAAAGCCUGGCCCUGGAGGAAGGUUCUGGGUUAGCUGGUGGGAAGACUCAUGGUGAAGGGCACGACAAGCAGGACAGGGCAGAGUCAUUAUCCUUCCCAGAACCUGCUAGUCUCUGAAUCUCACCCAUGUGCACAGACCUCGCUGCUCAUUGCCUGCGCCCCCCCACACACCUGUUAGGGCUACGUCUUUGUUCUUCCUGUCAAUCCCCUGCUCUUACAGACCCAAGCAGUUGAGAAGGCAGAACCCCCCUAGAGCCGGGUUAAACCAGGUGGCUGGCAUGCACGUCACUCUAGGGCAGUCCUGCGGACCCCAACCAAAGACCCCCUCCUGGGCUGCCCAGCAGUCUAGGUCCCCAAGAAAGAAACUGACCCUUCUCUUCCCUUUUGAUGAGGAUUGCAAGCCUGACCACAUCAGCUGGAGCCCAGCCCUCAGGGAAUGCCGGACUCCAUACACGGGCUGGGAAUCUGGGAAGAGUGAGGGUGGCUGCUUGCCUGCUGCCCUUCCGUCCUCCUAGCAUUUCUCCUGCCGGAGUCCUAGGGCCCCACCCUCUCCUUAAGGUGGGGGUGGACAGAGGUGAGAUGGGUGAGAUGGCCUGGGGGAGGGUCAGUUCUGCACCACCACCACCCCCCGUUACAGAUCUCUGGGUGUCUUUCUCCCCUUGGGACAGUUAGCAGAUGUGUCCAGGGCACCUGAGAGGGAUCACAUCUUGGCAGAUUUGUGGCCACGUUGUGCUCAUAGAAACUUCCAGAAAUUUCUGAAAAUGCUCUUUGGGCAUCUCUUGGGUGGCAGAAAAUCCAUCAUUCCCCACCACCACCACCACCACAUGCACCCAAAAUGCUGCCUCCCUGACCCCACCCUCUCUAUGUGGGUUCAUCCAGAGUGGCUGGGCCCUCACCCCCACCAGGUGUGGACAAGUGCUGCCCAGCUCUUCUGGUGGCUGCAGCUGAUCACCUGGCAAGGCUCCCUUCAGACCUUCUGAAAGCACAGAGAAGGGGCCCCUCCAGCACUGGUGAGCCUUUCCCACUGCACCAGUCAUGUGGGCAGAACAAGACGGUCUUUCCGUGGACCCAUCCCUACAAGGCAGAACGCUCUAGAAAACGUUCCCCAAAGGGCACAGACCACAGGGGCAUGGAGUUUUCAAAGACAUUUAGAUUGCUGUAUUUGCUUCUUAAUGAGGAAUCUCAGGCUGGGAGACUAGCUUUGUGUCAGGCCAUCCCUCAAGCCUGGGAGCCGUCGGGAGAACAUCCAGCCUGUUACAAUGCUGCCUAACACUGAGGAAGCAGGUGUCGGCAUAAAAUCAGGAGAACAGGGGCUUUUCUCCCAUUCGGCCACCUGGGUGGAGCAGCUUUUUCCAUCAGACAAGGAAGCCAGCUUGCUGGUAUUAGAGCUUUGAUACUGUAUGGAGAUUUUUUUCUUAAUUCUAAUUUUUCAAUGACAAUGUCAGCCUGGUCCCACUUUCUCUGCUAAACCCUCACACGCGCGCCAGGGGCUGGUGGCCCUGCUUUGUUUCAUCUUUUAUCUUCAUGUUUCCAGGGUUGUCCCUCGCUUCGUACAGGAGUGUGCGUAUCCAGGGCUCAAGGGCAUGUGUCUUCCACGCACUUUGCAGCAGGGGCUAAAAACAUGCCCUCUUCCGAGUCUGAGGAAAUGUCUGUGGCCUGAGUACCCUGAGACAGACUGGGGGUCAUGGAGGGCAGCUCUGAGAGUGGAAAAUGCCCACUGUCCCCACCACCCUGUGAAGGUCAAACCACCGUUAGAUUUGUGGGUCUGGGAUUGGUUGCUCCUUGGUUAAAAGCCUGAUGACAAAUUUGGGCAUAAUCCACACGUAUUCCUGCCCUUGCCAGAAUUUAAACAGUUGCUUUUUAUGCAACAUGUUGGUUGGGACUUUUCCAUGGUCAAGGCCAAUUAAAAAAAAAGCCUUAAUCCUGGAGAAGGUAUGUACCCUCCCUAUCCCACUGCUGGAAAACAAUUUUUUUAAGCUAUCGAGAGAAAGUAUGGGCGGUUUGGGGUUUCUGGUUGCGUGGUCUGGUGUGAUCAGAAAAGGAGGGUCCCAGACAACAGCACUCUUCUUGCUCCCACCCCCAGAAUUCCCAAGAUAAGAAUUCCCAAUUAUCCAGAUGGACAGUCUCCUUUGACAGAAGGAGCAAGGCCUUUCCUCACACUGAAAAUGACUGUGUUGUGAGCCAGGCAGCUCCCAUUUUUCCAAAUCAAAUGUUCUAGUGGUGGUUAUUGUUUUUCCUGGCCACGGGUCAUCCCUGUCCUCACCUACAGAAGUACCCUUCUGAGAGUUGUAGAAUGCUUCUGGGCGCUUCCUGCACAUGGCCUAGACCAUGGAUUUCUGGAGACCCAGCAGACAGAGCUGUGGCUGAGCCUCUGGGGGCCAGCUCUUGGGGACUUCCUCAGGGGGCUGCUAGUCCAGCAGGCUGGAUGUCCCGUUCAGAGCAAGGGACCUUCUGCCUGUGUCUCCUGGCCAGCAGCUGCCAGCCAGGAGUGGUUGCUGGGGAACACAAAGAGAGCCUUGAUGACCUGGAGCGGAGAGAAGGCUGCCAGAUGGCGGGGGGCCUGUGGGCAGAGGCAGGAGGUGCUAAGAAAAGGGAUAAGCGAGGAGAGAGGCUGGGCACAUCCCAGAUGCCCAAGAGGCAAGCUGGGCACAGUUUCUGCAGGACCAUGGGACUUUCCUGGGGUCCGGCCAUGUCCUACCAAACAGCAGGUAGAUAGAAUCAGGGGGCUCUCGUGUCCAGAAAGAACCCCCUUAAAAAUGACCUAAACUGAGAACUUCUGGGGCUCUCAUAUGUCACUUGAGCCCCCCGCCCCCAGACAUUUCUGGCAUGCUGGGCUGAACACCACCAUCCUUGUUCGUUCUAACAGGCAAAGCAGGAGCAAUGAGUUGAAAAGUUGUAAAUACUAAAUAUAUUUAUCUUACUAUUUAUUUUUUCAAUAACUGUGACCUCCCGCACUGUGAAUGCUCUGUGAUAUGAGAUUCUUAGUUUAAUAAAACUGUCAUUAAAUUUGAAUGAAUUAAUAUUAUUGGUUACUCACUGGCAUGAGUUUAUUUUUAUUGUGAAGAAAAAAUCUAGAGUAAAUAUGAACUAAAUCUUUAUAAGAAAUCUAGCAGUCAGUAUUGUAAUGCAAUAUUAUCCAAAUCUGUAUGCCGUCAAUAAAAUAAAUGAGUACAAGUUGGCUUUCCCUAUAUAGAGCUUCCAUUCAUGUUUUAAUAGACACAUACAAAAUUGCAUUUUUUGGAAGGAUUCUUUCCAUUGGAAUACCAGCCACUUAAAACCAUUUCUAUUGGCA
Molecule: messenger RNA, 8713 nt
Organism: Mustela lutreola (European mink)
Lineage: Eukaryota; Metazoa; Chordata; Mammalia; Carnivora; Mustelidae
Gene: SLC24A4
Product: solute carrier family 24 member 4
Exons: 17
Coding region: 697-2565 (622 amino acids)
Biological process (GO): sensory perception of smell; calcium ion transmembrane transport; intracellular calcium ion homeostasis
Cellular component (GO): membrane
Molecular function (GO): calcium, potassium:sodium antiporter activity; calcium channel activity
Source: RefSeq, a predicted model, not a curated record